GACCGAGAGGGUGCGGAGCAACGGGGAGGCACUCCCCAAAUCCUCUCCACACUGUGGGAUCUGGGCUCUAAGACCAAGAGGAUUCGCCAACGCCCGCAGACCUGGCCAGGCGUCCACGCAAAGCACGGGUCCUCAGGCCCUGUCGGCAGUCUGCGGUAACCACUUCCCACCCCUGGAUUCCUCGUGAGAUCUCGAGGGUCUCACCGCGCCCGCGCCCCACGGGACCCAGAACUGCAUCGCUAGGAGCGCCGCGUGUGAGGUUUCACAGGAGCAGGCCAGCGGUGCGAGUUGCCAAGCACGCAUUCUUUGGAAAAGGAGAAGGACCUGCCUGUACUGCACAACCCCACCAACAUGGCUGCUUUUGGACACACGUUCCCCUUCUAUGCUGGCCCCAAGCCAACUUUCCCAAUGGACACCACCUUGGCCGUCAUCAUCACCAUCUUUCUGACUGCACUGGUCACCUUCAUCAUCAUCCUGCCUGGCAUUCGGGGCAAAAUGAGGCUGUUCUGGCUGCUGCGAGUGGUGACAAGCUUAUUCAUCGGGGCUGUGAUCCUGGCUGUGAAUUUCAGUUCUGAGUGGUCCGUGGGCCAGGUCAGCACCAAUACGUCAUAUAAAGCCUUCAGUUCCCAGUGGAUCAGCGCUGAUGUUGGGCUGCAGGUUGGACUGAGAGGAGUCAACAUCACACUCACAGGGACCCCAGUGCAGCAGCUGAAUGAGACCAUCAGUUACAAUGAGGAAUUCACCUGGCGGCUAGGCGAGAACUAUGCUGAGGAGUAUGCAAGGGCACUGGAGAAGGGGCUGCCGGACCCCGUGCUCUACCUGGCUGAGAAGUUCACCCCGAACAGCCCAUGUGGCCUGCAUGGCCAAUAUCGUCUGGCGGGACACUACACCUCGGCCAUUUUGUGGGUGGCAUUCCUCUGCUGGCUGCUGGCCAAUGUGAUGCUGUCCAUGCCCGUGUUGGUCUAUGGUGGCCUCAUGCUGCUGGCCACAGGGAUCUUCCAGCUGUUGGGACUGCUCUUCUUCUCCAUGGCCACAUCACUCACCCCACCCUGUCCCCUGCGCCUGGGCACUGCUACACUGCACACUCACCGUGGACCUGCCUUCUGGAUCACGUUGACCACAGGACUGCUUUGUGUGCUGCUGGGCCUGGCCAUGGGGGUGGCCUACAGGAUGCAGCCCCACAGGCUGAAGGUUUUCUUCAACCACAGUGUGGGGAAGAACCCUGGGCUGGAGUGGAAUCCUGAGGAAGGGGGACUCCUGAGCCCCCGCUACCGGUCCACAGCCGAGAGUCCUGAGACCCAGGACAUUCCUCUGUCAGAGGCUUCCUCCAAGGGAUGCUGUGAGAAGAAGCACCCCAGUGUGCCUGCUCAUGCCCUAUAAGGUUCCUCUCCCUGGUGGCCACCCAGACUUC
This is a messenger RNA of Hipposideros armiger (great roundleaf bat), 1411 nucleotides long. RefSeq names its product dual oxidase maturation factor 1 (gene DUOXA1). NCBI's taxonomy places the organism in Eukaryota, Metazoa, Chordata, Mammalia, Chiroptera, Hipposideridae. The transcript has 8 exons. The record is from RefSeq and is a predicted model, not a curated record. Gene Ontology annotation, cellular component: endoplasmic reticulum membrane. Gene Ontology annotation, biological process: protein transport. The coding region runs from base 352 to 1380 and encodes 342 amino acids.